UGUACCCCUGUGGGGAGUUUGUUAUGGCCAUGGCGCUGCUUAGGCCAGGAAGACGGAGCCCAAGGAGAGAAUUAUAAAUCAACAUAGUGGACAAGUUCCCUAUUUUCCAAAACUACAUAUGAUCUAGUUUGGGAAUCAUUACUAACUGCCAAUGAAAUUAAAAUGUGAUUUUAUUGUGAAAUGAGCCAUGACACUUUGGAAACGUUUAGGACAGAAUGGGUGAGUGAAAUAAACAAAGACAUUCAAGAUACAAACAACUGGGAUGCUCGUCAGACUGUUUGUGAACAUUCCAGAGCACAUGAAGAAGAAUGUCAUACAAGAGAAAAACUAAAAAGAAAAUAUGAACCUGGUAUAGAAGCUGAUGGCUUGAUAAAAGCAAAAAGUUUCAGUUCAAAAAAUACAGACAAGCUUAAUCUGGAAAAAAAUGGAAAAAAAGAGAACUUGUUGGACAUUUUGAUAGCCGAUAUUGACGAACUGGUUUCUCUUCCAUUCUUUGAUCUUGAACUUCCCAAGGAAAUUGCCAUCAAGAUUUUUAGCUUCCUCUCUAUAAGAGAUCUUAUAAAUUGCGCCUGUGUGAAUAGCAGCUGGAAGAUUCUUGCAGAUGAUGACUUGAUUUGGUACAACAUGUGUAAAAAAUAUGGAUAUGCUGAUGACACAACAUGUGUUUUAGAUAGAGAAGACUGGAAGAGUAUUUUCAAAUUGGAGUUUCAAAAUGACAAAAAGUUCAAACUGAAUUGGAAACAAAGAAUAUGUCAGACAUCUGAGCUUGAAUAUGAAAAAGGAGGCAUUCUAUAUGCAGCUUCAAUUUUCAAUGAUCAGGUCAUCACAGGCUAUGCCAAUGGAUUGAUUAAACUAUGGGAUAUCUGCAAAGACUCACCAACAGCCUCAUUUGGAUCCCUUUUGGCUGACUCUGAACCAGACAACACUAUUGAUUCUUCAAUCAAUUGUGUCACAAUGAAUGGUUUUAUAUGUGCUGUUGGCUAUAAUAGUGGAGCUAUAAAAAUCUGGCAAAAUGGACUGAACUUCUCAUUGAUUGAUUCAUUCAGAUUGGAUUCAAGGAUAGCUGCUAUUCAUGCAAGUGAAAGGUCACCAUCAGUUCUUUCAGCAUCUGGUAACAUAUUUAGAAUAGAUGCAUCUGAUCAAAAUGGUCAAUGGAAAACUGUUUGCCAACAGAAAGUUGAUCAAAAUAUAAAAUCUGUGCACUUGUAUGGUGGUUGUGAUGAUGUAUCAGUGAUUCAUACACAGAACUAUGUUGAGAUAUACUGUAAAGAUGGCAUGAAGCAUCAGCUUGAAAAAACCAUAUCUGCUGAAGUUUCUUGUAUCUGCUGUCAAGAGAGCACUGUAGCUGUUGGCAUUACACCAUUAGACUUCAGUAUUCUUGAAGGAUACAGGGUCAAGACUUAUUCAAUUUGUGACGGACGUAUGCACCAUCUAAUGAAAGGACCACAUUCUAAGGUUUUAUGCCUGUGUGGAUUUGCAAACGAAAACAGUUUGCUGGCUGUUGGAUGCUCAGAUAAAAGAAUCAGGAUUCACGACGGCAGACUGGAAGAACCUGUCAUUACUCUAAGGGGGCUUUCUGCACCACCUUGUUCGUUACAGAUUGACGAAUGGAAAGUUGUAUCUGGUGACACAAAAGGGUUUAUUUCUGUGUGGGACCAGCGCAGUCGAGCUUUGCUGUGGCAAACAAGUACCAGGCAUCCUGUGCGGAUUUGCAAACUGAGCGGGCCUUGUCUGGUUUGUGUAAGCAUACCAACCGAUAAGAACCCAAGGGAGACAUUGUGGUAUGCAGAUGAUUUGAUACAGCACAGAAGGCAUCGAGGAAACAUCCGCAUCUUUGACUUCGCAGUUGAGAAUAACACAAUGGGUAUACCCGAUAUAUGCCAGUCGAGUUAUGAUAAUUAUGAAGGAUACAAUUAUAAUAUUAAUUUAGUAACGCCAUAUGACGAAAUUUCUGAAAUUUAUAUAUGAUAUUUAUGAUAAAAAGCACUCAGAAUUGUC
Molecule: messenger RNA, 1998 nt
Organism: Rhopilema esculentum
Lineage: Eukaryota; Metazoa; Cnidaria; Scyphozoa; Rhizostomeae; Rhizostomatidae
Product: F-box/WD repeat-containing protein 8
Molecular function (GO): protein binding
Source: RefSeq, a predicted model, not a curated record